AUGAUAAUCUCCAUAGAGGGGACUAGGACGGAGCUGAUCGUCGGCUCUGCCUAUUUUCCAUAUGAAGAUGCCAAUGUACCUACCAAGGAGGUCACUGACUUGGUAGAAUACUGCAGGUCCGAAGGGCUACCACUCCUGAUAGGUUGUGAUGUAAAUGCACACCAUACAGUUUGGAGUAGCUCGGACAUAAACGAAAGAGGCUCAACAUUACUAGAGUACCUUUCCACCACUUGCCUAGAGAUCCUAAAUGUGGGAUCUAGGCCCACUUUUGUUACCUCUUGGAGGCAAGAAGUGAUUGAUAUCACGCUGGGCUCUAAUAAGAUUGCACAGUCUGUCACGAAUUGGCGGGUGAGCGAAGAAGAUUCUCUUUCUGAUCACCGUCGAAUUCACUUUUCGUUGGAAGGCAGCAGGAACGGCGGAACUGGGGGCACAUAUAGGAAUCGUAAAGCCACAGACUGGCUCAUCUAUAAGAAAGAGCUAGUAGGUAGGCUGGGAGAGCCUUGCGGGACCCUAAGAACGGCUGGUAGGAUUGAACAGGCGGUCGAGCAUUUGCAAACGGCCAUUGUUCAGUCCUAUGAAAUUGCAUGUCCUCUGAAAACUAGGAAAUGUAGCAAGCGGGUAAUAUGGUGGAAUGCAGAGCUGAGCAGGCUCUGUUCCUGGUCCCGGAAACUACUUAACAAAGCGUUAAAAACGAGAGCAGACCAAAACUGGGCUGAGUAUAAAACAGCCCAGAUUCAAUACAAAAGGUGUAUUAAGGUCUCCAAAGCUGAGGCCUGGAGAAAGUUCUGUGGGAAGAUUAAGGAUCUGCCAUUGGUGGCCCGUCUCCGUAAGAUCUUCACUUCGGGCCCCACAGUUAAGCUAGGUGAUCUGACUCUCCCGGAUAGGAGGGCAACAGCAAACCACAGAGAAAUACUCGCUCAUCUCUUUGAAGUACACUUCCCUGGCUCGGAAUUCCCUGGCAAGGACAGGGGCCUGCAAAACGGACCCUGA
Messenger RNA from Microplitis mediator, 990 nucleotides. RefSeq lists its product as uncharacterized. The transcript has a single exon. NCBI's taxonomy places the organism in Eukaryota, Metazoa, Arthropoda, Insecta, Hymenoptera, Braconidae. The record is from RefSeq and is a predicted model, not a curated record. The coding region runs from base 1 to 990 and encodes 329 amino acids. Gene Ontology annotation, molecular function: catalytic activity.